AUGGGAAUAAUUUUGUCAAGCUUAUCAAAGCCAAAGGCACCACAUAACUACGAAGCCAUACUAAAACAUGCGGACUCUCCUCUUCCUCCAGACACGACGUCGUGUCUAGAUAAGUUAUACCCUAAGCUCUUCGAUGGCGUUUUCUUGAAGCACAAGACACAGAAGUACUGGAUAGAGGUUGUUUACAGUGAUGCAAUAGUUGAGUUUGCAAAGCUGGAAUGGGUAGCUUGGUUAGAAGUGGUCGGAGUAUUCGAGACGGAGAAUCUAACUCCAAACUGUUUGUACGUGGUUGUAUUUGUUGUGAAGCUAAUAGAUCCUUCACAAGGAUGGGAAGUUCCGGUUAACUUCAAACUGGUUUUACCAACCGGUGAAACCAAAGAGCGUCAAGAGAACAUGAAUCUGUUAGGGAGGAAUCAGUGGAUGGAGAUUCCGGUCGGUGAGUUCAAGACAUCACCGGAAUAUAUCUCCGGGAAGAUUGAGUUCUCUAUGCAUGAGGUUAAAGGUGGACUUUGGAAGUCCGGUCUGAUUGUGAAAGGUGUUGCUAUUAGACCCCAAAAUAAAUAA
Messenger RNA from Microthlaspi erraticum, 564 nucleotides. NCBI's taxonomy places the organism in Eukaryota, Viridiplantae, Streptophyta, Magnoliopsida, Brassicales, Brassicaceae. The record is from the annotation of a GenBank genome assembly.